Messenger RNA from Dovyalis caffra, 1773 nucleotides. NCBI's taxonomy places the organism in Eukaryota, Viridiplantae, Streptophyta, Magnoliopsida, Malpighiales, Salicaceae. The record is from the annotation of a GenBank genome assembly.
AUGCCCUCUAUUGCACCAUAUUGUUCCUGCAAUAUCUAUCUACUACUAGCAUGUUUGAUCACUGGUUCUUUCGCUGGUGACCCUUAUGUGUUCUUUGACUGGACUGUCUCUUACCGCACUGCCUCUCCACUUGGAGUUAAACAGCAGGUGAUUGGCAUUGAUGGACAAUUCCCAGGACCUAUUCUUAACGUCACUACAAACUGGAACGUUGUUGUUAAUGUCAAGAAUGAUCUUGAUGAGCCUUUUCUUAUUACAUGGAAUGGUGUACAACACAGGAAAAACUCCUGGCAAGAUGGUGUUUUAGGGACUAAUUGUCCAAUCCCAGCUGGAUGGAAUUGGACAUAUCAGUUCCAAGUGAAAGAUCAGAUAGGAAGUUUCUUUUACUUUCCUUCCCUUAACUUCCAUAGAGCAGCUGGUGGAUAUGGAGGGAUCAUUAUAAACAAUAGAGAUGUUAUUCCACUACCAUUCACUGUACCUGAUGGAGAUGUUGCACUUCUUAUCAGUGACUGGUAUACUAAAAGUCACAAGGAACUGAGGAAAGAUGUUGAAAAUGGAAAAGACCUAGGAGUUCCAGAUGGUGUCCUUAUUAAUGGAUUUGGUCCAUACAGAUACGAUGAGGCACUUGUAAGAGGAGGCAUUACUUACCAGAUAAUAAAUGUUGAACCUGGAAAGACUUACAGGUUCCGGGUGCAUAAUGUUGGUAUCUCAACCAGCUUGAAUUUCAGAAUACAAAACCACAACUUACUUCUGGUGGAGACGGAAGGAUCAUAUACUGUGCAGCAGAACUACACGAACAUGGAUAUUCAUGUAGGGCAGUCGUACUCAUUCCUGGUUACAAUGGAUCAAACUGCUAGUAAUGAUUACUACAUUGUUGCAAGUCCUCGAUACGUCAAUUCAUCCAAAGCUUCUGGAGUUGCUAUACUGCACUAUUCCAAUUCUCAGGGACCUGCUUCAGGUCCUCUUCCUGAUCCUCCUAAUGAAUACGAUACGUAUUUCUCAAUGAAUCAAGCAAGAUCGAUAAGAUGGAACGUCUCUGCUGGUGCUGCUCGCCCAAAUCCACAGGGAUCUUUCAAGUAUGGUGAGAUUACUGUGACAGAUGUGUAUGUGAUAGCCAAUAGACCAGCGGAGCUAAUUGAUGGGAAAUGGCGUACUACCCUCAAUGGCAUUUCAUACUUACCACCUUCAACACCGAUAAAGCUUGCCCAGCAAUAUAACAUUCCAGGGGUCUACAAGCUUGACUUCCCCAAGGCACUGAUGAAUAGACCUCCCAAAGUUGAUACUUCCCUAAUCAAUGGCACUUUCAAAGGUUUCAUGGAGAUCAUCUUUCAGAACAAUGAUACCACAGUCCAGAGCUACCAUAUGGAUGGAUAUGCAUUUUUUGUUGUGGGUAUGGACUUUGGAGUGUGGACAGAGAACAGCAGAGGCACAUACAACAAAUGGGAUGGCGUUGCUCGGAGCACUACACAGGUCUUUCCCGGAGCUUGGACUGCCAUUUUAGCUUCUCUUGACAAUACUGGCAUUUGGAAUCUUCGUGCACAGAAUCUCGACUCAUGGUAUCUGGGCCAAGAAGUUUAUCUGAGCAUUAUGAAUCCAGAGAUCGACAAAUCUGAGGUUCUUUUGCCUGAUAAUACUAUAUAUUGUGGCGUACUCUCAUCCUUACAGAAGGACCAGGCUCGAAGAUUUAGUUUUUCUGGGGCAUCUUCAGUUGCCAGUCUGAGUAGAACCUUUUUGGUUAUGUUAGUCAUAACCUUACAUGGAGCUUUACUCAGGUGA